Branchiostoma belcheri (Belcher's lancelet) is the source of this 6393-nucleotide messenger RNA. RefSeq lists its product as uncharacterized. NCBI's taxonomy places the organism in Eukaryota, Metazoa, Chordata, Leptocardii, Amphioxiformes, Branchiostomatidae. Gene Ontology annotation, biological process: detection of mechanical stimulus. Gene Ontology annotation, molecular function: protein binding; calcium channel activity; calcium ion binding. Gene Ontology annotation, cellular component: membrane. The record is from RefSeq and is a predicted model, not a curated record. The transcript has 35 exons.
AUGGCGCGUGUCCAAACUGUUGCCAUGCAGUGGAAAAACCGGCUACUGUCUCACAAUUUCCGGGAAAAACUACCUACGUUCUGCGAAGAUUAUAGCAAUUAUCGUCUAUUUACAUUUGUGUCAUUCCCUCUUCACUCUGGCCGGAUCUUCUCUGCAUCCUGUUCGAUACCAAAGCACGUGGUCAACGACAGUGACCUGAUAUGGGACCUUCCCAAGGUCACGAACUCGCCCUUCAUCUUCGAGGUCAAGGUCGACGACAUGGCUGGGAUCGUCACCGUUCGGACGGACACGGAGGAUCACGCCGGUUACCGUGUGAAGAUCACGGAUGGCACGGCUGGCUCGUCAAGUAUCGCGAGAACUUACAGUGACGGUACCCCCCGCAACAACCUCGGAGGCUUUUGGUCGCAGGGUAUCGACAACCUCAGUCACAAACAUUCGACUGAUAUCACAUCGACUGAAGAGUACCGAAGGUUCUGGAUCUGCUGGUCGAAAGGUGGAAGUAUUGGAGUGGGCAGGGCUGGGGAGGUGGAACCCUUCAUGAGCGCUACAGACCCUCAUCCCAUCACUAACAUCAGUCAAGUCGGCUAUCGGAUCGCCUAUUCUGGCGGAGACUUCCUGUUCAACUGCACACAAGAUGGUUUUCUAGGAGUGUGUGUUGACCCACCUCUCCAAGCCAACACUACCGGGCCCGUGUGUGACUGCCCCUAUCUGCUGGGGGAGAACUGCACCUACCCAUGUUCCCCAGGAUAUCACGUCACUUCCGGUGACGUCAUAACCAGAACAUGCACUGCAGAUGGACUGUGGACGGACACGGAUCUCUUCUGCCAAGAAAUUGACGAAUGUUCCACUAUGAAUGGUGGUUGUAGCCACAUCUGCACCAACACUGUAGGCAGUUACAACUGUUCCUGUACUGAAGGGUUCGCACUGGAUGGAGAUGGACACAAUUGUAGUAUUCCAUCCUGUACGUUACCAAAACACGUGGACAACGGCACUUUCCUGAUAUGGGACCUUCCCAAGGUCACUUCCUCGCCCUUCAUCUUUGAGGUCAAGGUCGACAACAUGGAGGGAAUGGCCAACCUUCGACCGGACACGGGGGAUAACGAUGGCUAUCGUGUGAGGAUCGAAAACGGCUGGUCCGGUAUCACGAGAGUGUACAGUGACGGUGCCCCACGCGUCGUCCUUGGAGGAUAUACCUCAUUUGAUACCGUAUCGACUGAAGAGUACCGAAGGUUCUGGAUCUGCUGGUCGAAAGGUGGAAGUAUUGGUGUGGGCAGGGCUGGGGAGGUGGAACCCUUCAUGAGCGGGACGGACCCUCAACCGAUCAUAAACAUCAGUCAAGUCGGCUAUCGGAUGGAAAAUUUUGCCGGAGACUACCUGUUCAACUGUACACAAGAUGGCUUUUUUGGAGUGUGUGUUGACCCACCUCUCCAAGCCAACACUACCGGGCCCGUAUGUGACUGCCCCUAUCUGCUGGGGGAGAACUGCACCUACCCAUGUUCCCCGGGAUAUCACGUCACUUCCGGUGACUUCAUAACAAGAACGUGCACUGCAGAUGGACUGUGGACGGACACGGAUCUUUUCUGCCAAGGAACCGUGUGUUUUACCGACAUUGACGAAUGUUCCACUAUGAAUGGCGGUUGUAGCCACACCUGCACCAACACUGUAGGCAGUUACAACUGUUCCUGUACUGAAGGGUUCACAUUGGAUGAGGACGGACAUAAUUGUACUAGUAAGUAAUCUGUUGACUGUUAUGAGUUCCCCGAAGGUUGUUCUGACCCACCCCUCCAACCUAACACCAUUGGACCCGUCUGCAACUGCCCUUAUCUGCUGGGCGAGACCUGCACCUACCCGUGUGCACCCGGAUAUCACGUCAUUUCCGAAGUUGAAGAGGUUGACGAGUGUCAGGAGAACCCAACCAUCUGCGGCAGCAACGCGAUCUGCGUUACCGGUCCGGGCUACUUCGACUGCGUCUGUGUGGCUGGGUUCGCCAUGGCGUCAGGCGGCUGCCAAGACAUUGAUGAAUGCAGCAGUGGAGAGGCAACCUGUGACGUCAACGCCUUCUGCGUGAACACGGCUGGAACGUACCACUGUGUGUGUCUAGAGGGGUUUACAGGCGAUGGAAACAAUUGCCAACGUGAGGUGAAAGACCUCAUAGACGUUGACUCUUCCGACAUGUCACCAGUGGAACAAUUGGAGAAAAAGAAAAAUGAACAAGAACUUCUAAAGUCCCGGGUGAAGGAUGAAACCAUGGGUUUGCUGGACCUAUUGGACGCGGCAGCAGGCAAACUGUUGCAGGAGGUACCACCGGAAGGAGGAAGCACUCGUGUCCGGUCUGACGGCGUGCUCACUGCUGUGAUGAAGACCCUCCCUGAUGUAGGUGUCAUUCCUAUUGAUCAGGAUGUCGGCUCCAUCGUGUUCACACAGGAAGACAGCCUUCCAAGGAAUUCCAGCAUUAAGGUUGUGGCAUUUGAAAAGGAUCCUUUCGUGUGGAAUGAAGAAGAAGAAACUGAAGUAUCCUCGUCUGUUGUCAUGGUAACAGUCACCAAAGGCUCCGAAGAAGAUGGAGAACAAACUCGCAAUGCUGCAGCACCAAACAUCACCGUUGACCUACGAUCUGGUGUGAUGUUUGACACCACUAAGGAACACGAACAGGAUACCCUAUCGAACACUUACAGUGAGGAGGUUGAUGAUGCCCGUAGAUCAUUCCCUCUCUCCAAGGUUCCCAGGCAUGGCACCAACAUGACGUAUCACGCCAUGUACAUAACCAGUGAAGGACAGGCGCCCCUGCUCCGGUUCUCAGUCGAUGACGUCGACACAGAGCUACAGGUCUACGCCCGGUUUCACGACUUCCCAACUGAGGAAGAGUACGACUACACCACAACUGUAAAGCCUCCAGAGGUGACUGAUUAUGAAGGCUUUGAAAUGCCGUACGGCCUGGUCUACUCCAACUUCAAUGUAACAUUCGCACCGGAGGUAGGAAAGAAACACGGCUGGGUCAUAGUCGGCGUAAAGAAGAAAGCUAAAGACGUACCUGAGAGUGGGUUCCGGCCGCUGCUGACGUCAUCCUCCCAGGCCACGCCCCCUUUAGGUCGUCAUGGCAACCGGACAGGGUUCUCCCUGGAGACCGCUGCAGUCUCCUGUCUGAUGUGGGGAAUGGACGACCAGACGUGGAGCAACCAACGCUGCAAGGUUGGGACCCAAACAGACGAGACGACCACGCGGUGCACCUGCGGCAUGGCCUUAAACAAUGAUGGGAGCAGUUCCAGGGCGAUACUAGGAUCAUCGUUUCUGCCUGUUCCGAAUUUCGUGGACUUCAGCAAUCUGGGCAGCAACUUUAACAAGUUGUCCUCAAACUCCACCGUGUUUGGAACUGUCGUAGCAAUGUGGAUGAUGUUCAUAGUGGCCCAACUGUUUAUACUUCGUUCAAAUAUCAAGAGUCAGCUGUCAAGAAACAGGGCAGUCGCAGGCAACUUCGCUCUUGGAGAAGCUGCAGCAUCGACCAUCUUCAACGCGGUCGUUCCCAAAGUGUCCACCAUCCCGUCCGAAGUUCCCGGUGCGGACUACGUGUACGUGGUGUGUGUCCGUACGGGAACACAGCCUGAUGCCGGCACGGCGUCUGUGGUCGGGCUCAUGAUCACAGGGUCAGACGGCAGGACACCCAUGGUCACUCUCAACCCUGAUGGCACGGUCCUGGCCAGAGGUGGUGACACGUACCACAUCAUGUCGACUCCCUCCUCCAUCGGCCAGCUCCAGUCUGUACAGAUCUGGCACGACGGCUCCGGGAAGGGCAACAUGGAGUCACUCUUCAUAGACAACAUCAAGGUCUGGGACAUACAGACAUCAGAGAGGUUCCUUUUCCCGUGUUUCACCUGGCUGUCCUCUCACAAAGGUGACUGCAGGACAAUAAGGACUUUGAAGGUGGUACCUGACGGAGGGACACAGAAAGCCCUCCUACCGACGUUUUCAUACCAACUGUAUGAUGAGCAUCUCCUCCUGUCGGCUGUUUGUAACUCCGGUGUGAGACACUUCACCCGGGCGCAGCGCCUGGCCUGCUGCCUGACUCUGGUCACCCUGUGGAUGGUGGGCAGCGCCAUGUGGUACGGGACCACAACAGGUCCAGAUAUCGUACUGUUAGACACCGGUAUCCUCAUACUCCGCCUUUCGGACUUGUUCAGUACUGCAGCAACAUCGUUCACGGUGUCUCUACCAGUAUACGUCAUCCUUGUGCCGUUGUUUUGUCAGCAGCUGCCGUUGGAAGAUCAGAUCCCUUCAGAGCUCUUGAAAACCCCUACAUCACCCUCCGCCAGGCGGUUCCCCUACAAAACAGUCGCGUGGGUCGUCGCCAUUUUGACAUCUGUCUGUAGCAGCUUUUUUGUGAUCGUGUACAGUCUACAGUUUGGAGCUGAGGGGAGCCAGGCCUGGCUGAAGGACUUCGUCCUGACAUUCCUGAUCUCGACAUUUGUACUUGAACCUAUAGAGAUCUUUCUGUUGAACUAUGCCCUGGCAAUCUUCGUCGGACCAAUGCUGGUGCCUGUGGCAUCUUAUUUUCGUAAAGUUUUAGGAAUGAAGGAAGAGAAGAAGGACCAUGUUCUCAUCGAAGUCGCUCACAAAAACAAGGCUGAUUAUGAAGUCCCUGCACCUAGGGUUUUGCCACCUGCGCCGAAGAAAGCCGACCAUGACCCGAACUGGACCGAGAGGCUGACUCAGGGUAGGGACAUCCUGGUUCACAUCGUCGUCCUACUGCUCUUCAGUGUGACGUACUUUUACAUCGGCGUACUGGACACGGACACGAACGCUGGCUACGUCAGGACCUCACUGAAGAACAGUCUUCUGACGGGAUGUGAGGAGGUGACUACAGUGGACGGUGCCUGGGAGUGGCUGUCGUCUGACCUGAUGCCGUCCCUCCACCCUGAGCGCGGGUACAGCGGGAAGACCCUCAGGUGGCUGGACAAACAGUUUCCGGCUGGAACCGACGCGUUCCGGAUCGGACCGGUUCGCCUGGAGAGAACCACCAAGUACCCAGAAGAUCCAAUAGACUCAGACUUGGAGCUCAGAGACGAAAAGCUGUAUCCUGAACUGACGGCCAAGCAAAGAGAAGACGCCUUAGAACGACUGAGUUCAUCAAAGUGUUCACAAGUCAGGAACACAAGCACUGCAGAUGAUUUGAGAAAUGGGACCAUAGAUGGAACGGUAGAGUGCACUACCGUAGUAGACCUGCCAGGGGGCGCUAGCCAGGCCGCUGCAGUGAUAGACUCCCUAAAACAGACCCACUGGAUCCUGAUGGUUUCAGACACGCUCACCAUCCGGAUCAACUUCUACCACCCUGACGUGAAGCUGUUCAGCACCGUGGCCAUCGCCCUGCAGUACCUCCCAGGGGGCGCUGCUGCACUGCAGCCCACCAUCCAGACCUUCCGGCUGUUCCAGUAUAACAAGACAAGGGACUUUACCCACUUGCUUGCACACCUGUUAUUCCUGGUUUUCUACGUUUACAAUGUUCUUCACGAGAUUCGGAGCGUACGGAAGAGCAGGCGUGUGUAUUUUGAGAGUUUCUGGAACGUCUUGAUCCUAUGCAGCAUAGGGUUGUCCACUGCUGUCAUUGUGCUGUUCGCACUGCGUUACAUUUCGGCAGCUGCUGCAUUGAGAGAUCUACAGCAGGCAACAGGACUCCAUGGCACGAACACAUUUGUGGACAUCAGCGCCCCCUGUCGGUUGGACGGGAACUUCAAGGCUGUCCUGUCACUCUCCAUCUUCCUCAGUACCUUCAGCAUCCUGCGGGUUCUCAACUUCUCCAGGAACGUCGCGACCGUCUUCGCUCUGCCUCGCUUGAUGUACAGAGAAGCCUUCGGAUUUCUGUCGUACAUGGUGGUGUUACUCCUCUCCUUCACCAUGUGUGGUGUCCUGAUCUUCGGCAAAGAGAUGAAGAGUUUCUCAACCUUUAAGGAGACGUGGUACAUCUUGUUUGAGAUGAGCCUGGGGAGGGCUUUCGGAGAUGUCUUUGGGGACGACAUGAAGAGAAUAAACAGUGUCCUGGGACCUCUGUACUACGCAACGUUCAUCCUAAUCUUCGGAUCCUAUCUGGUGAAUCUAGGAGUGGGAAUGCUGUGUAACUGGCUGAGUUACUGUCAGAAGUCUGACGACAUUGAUGUGGACACCGCCAUGGGAGAUUACUUCUGGAACUCCUUCAGGAGUCUUCUGGGCUUGCGCCACGAGACCAAAACCUUUGACGAUGAUGACCCACUUCCGGACUACUACAUGGACGAGGCCCUCAAGCGGACUGAUGCAGUACUGCAGGAGGUGGAAAGGGUCACUGACCUGAUGUACAACUUUGAGUGUCGGGGAUUUCCAGAACUGAAGGUCAAGGACAAGACGCACAGAAGUGGUUUAAAAAUCUAG